This is a messenger RNA of Leptopilina heterotoma, 3542 nucleotides long. RefSeq lists its product as uncharacterized. NCBI's taxonomy places the organism in Eukaryota, Metazoa, Arthropoda, Insecta, Hymenoptera, Figitidae. The record is from RefSeq and is a predicted model, not a curated record. Bases 261 to 1346 code for a protein of 361 amino acids. The transcript has 3 exons.
GAAUUACGACAUACAAAAACUCGUUACAUCGUAAAAAAAAUAAUUUAUCAAGAAAAUAUUUAAAAUCCAAUACUGAAAAAUAAAAAAAUGCAUGAAAAACCAGUAGAAAAAAGACAACUUCAUGAAAAGAAAGAAGAGUAAUCAAUAAAUAAAUUAGUGAAUCAGUAAAAAAAUAAAUUAACAUCAAUAACACAACUCGUACAAAUAUUCAAGUACCAAUUUAUAUUGAAUUGCGAAAAUUGUUAUAUUACUCAAUAACAAUGAAAACAAUUACUAUCCUUGGUUAUAUUACAACAAUUAUUCUCGUUGCACUAUCAUUAAUUGAAUCUAAAAGAAUAUCAGCAUUUGAGCGAAUAAAUGAUUUUGUAGAAUUACAAUCUCUGAAAUACAGCCUUAUUGAUGAGUACCUUCAUAAUUUUGAAACUGAAGUAGCAUUUAAACUUUUAAGUGCAUAUGUUCUUGACGAAAUUGAAUUGGAAUCAUUUUCUUUACAUUUAAAUUCAACUGGAAUGCUACCAGACUGGAGCAUGACGCACAAACUGAAAAAUCCAAAAUUAUAUGAAUUAUUACGAUACGAUACUUCUGUCGAAUUAAUUCCUCCAAGUAGAAACAAAGCUAUUAAAGAUGCAACAAAUCUUAAAAUGACAGUCUUUCAAUAUUCACCUAAAGUUUUAGUUGAGGAAUUAUGUGAUGUUUAUAUAGAAGAAAAAUUGGAUGAACUAAUUUCAUUGGAGGAUUACUAUGCUAUUAGGGUUUUAAAAAGAGAUGAUCGUCAAAUUAAAAUGGAAAACCCAGUAAGUUGGAGAAUGAGAAGAGCAUUAUACAGUUUGGCUAUUCGACAAUACAGGCCUAAUUUAAUUUCCAGUUUUUUACCAAUACAUUGUUUUCAUAGAAGAUUCUCCAACAGGAGUCGAUUAUUUAACAUGAAAGUGAAUGAUUCUUUUCGACUUACUCGCUUCUUGCUUUGCACCGAUAAAUACAUAUUAGAAGAAUCACUAACGAGUUCUUCUGCUUAUGACCAUACCUCUUCUUCUCAUUGGAUAUCUUUCGAAAUUGUAAUUACUGAUCCUAGGUUGGUAGUAAAUUUAAAUGAAAUCCUUAAAUCUGAUGAUCGGAAUGCUUAUUGUUUAUUUCCUACAUUGUUAUUGAAGGCAUUGAGUGAUUCAGAAGAUCGAAACACAUCCUACGGAUUGAUAUCAUUUAUAAAAGUGCAAACUGUACCAACUGAAUCUAGAUCCGAAUUUCUUACUGCUAUGGCGAAUAAUAUCGAGGAUUACAAAAUGAAGGAAAGAGAAUACUUUAACAACAACCCUGCGCCAAUAAUUAAUAGUGAUGAAAGUGAGUAACGUAUAUACAAGAUUUUGAAACAAAAUAUUAUAUAAAGCAGAGCAAGCGAGGAUUUUUCUUAUGUUUGACAAAUAUAAUUAAUCGAAAUAUUGUCAGUUAACUUGUUAUGUAUAUGUGCGAAAAAUAAUAAAUACCUAACAACAUAAAUAUAUCAACUUUUACAUUUAACUUCUAUUACUAUUUACAUUCUAAAUUUUUUUUAACUUCUAAUCGAUUUCUCAAGUGAAUGAAAAAAAAAAUCUCACGAAAAAACAUGGAAAACAAAUGAAUACCAAAGUUCUGUUUUUUUACAUGAAAGGAAAAGUUGUCGAAUGGCACAGCAAGGAAUUAUAAAUUAUUAUAAUAUCUGCCUAAUUUGUGUACCAAACUUAUCGUGCUUUAAGAUCAUUGUUUAAAAAAUUUUCCAUACCUUUGGAAAAUGGAAAAACAUUAUUUUUACGCUUAUUAUUUUUUAAAUUUAAGGAAAUUGAAAAAUUUACGAAGCUUAGAGAGAUUAUUUGUUAUCAAUUUAAAAGUAUUUUGCAUAAAUGCAUAUCAUACACUACAUGCAAAGAUUAAAAUUAUAUCUUAAAUAAAAAAGUAAAUAAAAAAAAUUUUAAAAAUAAAUAAUAUUAAAUUUUUUAAUAAUAAAAAACAAUAAAUGAAAAUCGUAAAUAUAUUGCAGUAUUAGAAAUUCGAAACAAAUUUGAAAUAUUACAUUUGUUAGGAAGAUAAUUUUUUAUGAGUAGUGAGUAAUAUUGAGAAUUUUUGUCAUGAACUACAUAUCAGUAGAAGGAGGACAACUUCAUCAAAUAAAAGAAGAGUAAUCAAUAAAUAAAUUAGUGAAUCAGUAAAAAAAUAAAUUAACAUCAAUAACACAACUCGUAUAAAUAUUCAAGUACCAAUUUAUAUUGAAUUGCGAAAAUUGUUAUAUUACUCAAUAACAAUGAAAACAAUUACCAUCCUUGGUUAUAUUACAACAAUUAUUCUGGUUGCACUAUCAUUAAUUGAAUCUAGAAGAAUAUCAGCAUUUGAGCGAGUAAAUGAUUUUGUAGAAUUACAAUCUCUGAAAUACAGCCUUAUUGAUGAGUACCUUCAUAAUUUUGAAACUGAAGUAGCAUUUAAUCUUUUAAGUGCAUAUGUUCUUGACGAGAUUGAAUUAGAAGCAUUUUCUAUACAUUUAAAUUUAACUGGAAAGCUACCACAGUGGAGCAUGACACGUAAACUGAUGAAUCCGAAAUUUUAUGAAUUAUUGCGAUACGAUACUUCCGUGGAAUUAAUUCCUCUAAGUAGAAACAAAGCUAUUAAACAUGCAACAUAUCUGAAAAUGACAAUCUUUCAAAAUUCACCUGAUGUUUUAGUUGAAGAAUUGUGUGAUGUUUUUAUAAAAGAAAAGUUGGAUGAACUAAUUUCAUUGGAGAAUUACUAUGCUAUUAGGGUCUUAAUAAAAGAUCCUCAACAAAUUAAAUUGGAAAACCCUGUAGGUUGGAGAAUAAGAAGAGCAUUAUACACUUUUGCUAUUCGACAGUUCAGUCCUAAUUUAAUUUCUAGUUUUUCACCAAUAAGUUGUUUUCAUAAUAGAUUUUCCAACACGAGGCAGUUUGCUAACUUUAAAAAUAAUAAAUUUUAUCCACUCACUCACUUCAUAUUUUGCAACGAGGAAAACAUAUUAGAAGAAUCACAAUCGAGUUUUUUCGUUAAUGAUCGUAACUCUUCUCAUCAUUAUGUAUAUUUCGAAAUUGUGAUUACUGAUCCCAGGUUGAUAUUAAAUUUCAAUGAAUUCACGAAAAUUGAUCGAAAGGUUCAUUGUUUAUUUCCUAAAUUGAUAAUGAAGGCAUUAAGUGAUUCAGUAGAUCGAAACACACCCUACGGAUUAAUAACAUUUGUAAAAAUAGUAACUGAACCAAUUCAAUCUAAUUCCAAAUGGCUUACUGAAAUAGCGAAUAAUAUCGAGGAUUACAAAAUGAAGGAAAGAGAAUACUUUAACGACAACCCCGCGCCAAUAAUUAAUGGUGAUGAAAGUGAGUAACGUCGUAUACAAAAUUUUGAAACGAAAUAAAUAAAAAUAACCUGCUUCUUUUUGUAUCUUAUCUAAGUCGUUUAAAAGCAUAGCAGGUUAUUUUUUCUUUUGUUAAAAAAAAUAUCAUGCGGAAUAUUGUCACUUAAGUUAUUAUGUACAUGUGCAUAAAAUAAUAAAUAACAAAUAUUAUAUUCAA